Messenger RNA from Anopheles coustani, 1051 nucleotides. RefSeq names its product putative lipoyltransferase 2, mitochondrial (gene Lipt2). The transcript has a single exon. NCBI's taxonomy places the organism in Eukaryota, Metazoa, Arthropoda, Insecta, Diptera, Culicidae. The record is from RefSeq and is a predicted model, not a curated record. Gene Ontology annotation, cellular component: mitochondrion. The coding region runs from base 1 to 726 and encodes 241 amino acids. Gene Ontology annotation, molecular function: lipoyl(octanoyl) transferase activity. Gene Ontology annotation, biological process: protein lipoylation.
AUGACACGGUUCGUGCACGUGCUGCACGCCGGCAGGCUCGACUACCGGCGGGCUCUGCAGUUGCAGCGUGCCGUCGCCAGCUUGGUGCACCAAACGAACAAUCCUCCAGACGCACACCGGCAGCAGCAGUGGAGUAGCUGCCGCAAUGUACUCAUAACAACGGAACACGAUCCAGUGUACACGAUUGGGAUUCGCACGCACGGCUAUGAUUCGGCCGAGGAAGGCCGCCUGCGAGCACUAGGGGCCGACUUCGUGCGCACGAACCGGGGUGGCCUCAUCACGUUCCACGGUACCGGGCAGCUAGUUGCCUAUCCGAUACUCAAUCUGAAGCUUUUCCAACCUAGUGUUCGUUGGUACGUGUGUCACCUGGAGCGGUCGAUUAUCGAGCUGUGCCGGCGGUUCGGCCUGCAGGCACAAACCACUCCCGAUACGGGCGUCUGGAUCGAGGAUAGGAAAAUCUGUGCCAUCGGCAUACACGCCAGUCGGUACGUGACAACGCACGGGCUUGCGCUGAACUGCAAUACUGAUCUGGAAUGGUUCCGACACAUCGUACCCUGCGGACUGGCCGGUAAAUCUGUAACCUCGUUGGACGCCGAGCUUAAGCGACCGGACCUUACCAUAGACGCAGUUAUGCCUGAAUUUCUUUCAAGCUUCCGCGACACGCUGGAAUGUGAUCUGGUACCGAUGGAUGAUGAACUACGCCUGCAACUGUUGCGUGAAUGUUAGACCCUAGGAAUGUGAGCAAAUUUAACCAGUUAGUGUAAUCGUUAACAAUACCGUGCCGUGAGAAAUGGAAUCUGUAUAAUUUGCCAUUUUUACUAAUUUUAUUAUUGAAUAGUAGUAACACUAACAAACAAACACAAUCUUUUCUCAGGAAGCAUGAAGGCAAAUUAUGUUGGUUGUGUCGUUCCGUUAUACACAUUGUUUGCCGUAUGUUGAAAGAGAAGAAUGUUAUGCGUUUAAGAACAAACCAAGAUCUAACAAAUAAAAUGUGACCAAGCACAGAUAAAGAACACAAGCAGUAACAAAUAUAAAAUAAACAGUUCUGGAA